AUGAGUGCGUGUUCUGUGCUUUUUUUGCUACGGACACUUAUUUACAUUCAACGACCAUUUUCUCAUCAAGGAUGUGGAGAUAUUCAUAAUGCAGACGUAUGUGUUUUACUGGGUUAUGCUAUUCCGGAAAUUGUGCCCUGUGCACUCUUUUUGGUGCUCAUGUGGGAAGUGGAACCUACACUUGAGAUUCCAUCGAGAAGAAGCUUGAGUUUUAACAAUGGGAGAGUCACGUCUGAGACAACACCGCUGCUGGAACAGGAUGUGAUGCCGCGACCAUUGUUGAUUGCGACCAAGAACCGAGUCAAUCAAGUUGGCGGUGCGACGACAACUCAAGGUGGAAUUCUUCCAACUUCGCCAGUGGGUGGGUAUUUCAUGAUCGGGCGACGUCCCAGUUCACUGUCGCUGGGUCUUGGAAACGGCGUACUCGAUCGUGCAAGACGACAAUUGGAGUUGGUCGUGCGCCAGCAUUUGGGUGGAGGAAACAAAGAACAGCAACCAGGUGACAAGAAUGAAUUUGCAAGCAACGCGUUUGGUUCACCCGGCGAGUACGAGAGACAAACAAAACAGCUAAUUAUCUACGAUGAUGACUCGAGACGACUGGUUUCGCCUCCUACCUGCGCGUGGUUGUCCUUUCAGUGCUUCAAUUUGACGCUGCCAUCAAAGUCGUCGGUAAGGGCCUCAUCGUUUGUAGUGUUACAUUUGAUGGAUGCCGAAACAGGCGCAAUGGUAGCUGAAAUUGGCCGAACCGAAAUUUCGCAUUCAGAAGACCCGUGUUUUCAUAUAAUGCUGGCCGUGGAAAUGCGCCAGCAGGAUCUACUUCGCGCCUCGGUCUACUCGGUUCGUAAUCCGAACUCGCUAAAAGAUUUGAAUAAUCAGUGGCUUGUUGGUAACCCGCUAGUGCCGGUAUCAUUAUUUAUGACUGAUGCAGUACCCGCUAUUGGAUGUGCAUCCAUUUUCCCGUUAUACUCUCCCCUCUCUCGGACGCGAUCUUCGGGUGAACUCGUUGUCCGCUGCGAAGCAGAGGUGAAAGGGUUACACACAGGGAUGUCUGACGGUGGGCUUGAACGCAUCACUCGGUCAUUUAUGUAUAUUGGGGUCGAGGGCACCGACACUGAGCAUGCCUCGCCUCGCGAUGACUCGGCGUACUCCGAGGUGGCUCAGGAGAUGUACAAUCUUGCAUCCACUUCUCGACGCGGUCAAGGCAAAAUGCUGGUUGAAGAAGAGCUCAUUGAGAGUGUGUAUACGUGGGAGGUACCCUAUCAACUUCUUCAGUUGAUACUAUCGGAUUUGCUGUUAAAACUUGAUUUAUUGAAGCGCGAGAUUGCGCUUGAAGACGGUGAUGACAGCUGUUCAUCAACUCCGUCAAGCCAGCUUUCGACUCCUGGUGUUGGCAACUAUGCACUGCCGAUAGUGAUCUCUUCAUCUCCAAGGGCACUUAGUGUAGUGCAAGAAACCGAAACCGAACACACGACAGAGUUAUGGGAGUCUUUCCGAUCGGCCGCGUCCGGAAUGAGCUCCCCAUUUACACUAGAAAAUCGAUUUAGACCAGCCACCAGCAUCGGAAUGCUUUCUGAGAUGAUCAUUCAAAUCCAAGAUGAUGUCAUUGAACGGAAAAAGCGCAAGUGGCGUCUGGAGCUUAUUAAGACUGUAGAGCAAUACAUCUCGGAGGUUGAGGACUCAAUAUUGCGCUACGGGGCCACACAACACGCCGGGCUUACUUUCAAGCCAAGCACGAUGAAAGCAGACGCAGAUCUACGCUUUCUGGCGUUAAAUCUUCAUCAGCAAUUGAUGACGGUAGGCAAUGCAGCCCCGACAUCCGAAAUGGACGUUCAAUUUGGUGAUCAAGCUAGCGCAGCCCGCUAUGCUCGUCUUGUGAACACGUUUAUUGGGACGCUUAUGUUAUCGUCACCUUUGCACUUGUCUAGACAGUCGAGCAUGCAAGGACCGCAGAGUGACCUCGAUUCUGUGCAAUUCAUAGACGACAAUGCAAGUGACAUAAAAGAUGCCCCAUCCUCCUCGCCGGAAGAACCACCACUUGAACCUGUUGAUGCGCUACGUCGUCGUGUGAUUUCGUUUGAUUCUGCGGAGACUAUUGUCAACAAGGGAGCUUCGGAUCAGUGUGUUGCAGUUCCUUCUGAACAGCGGAAGCUGGCUGAAACUAUUGUAGCGAUGGGAAUCACCGAAGAGGAAAUCCAAAGCAUUUACGAGUUAGACGAAAAUGUUGGUGUAUCAGAUGCAAUGGAUAUUGUAGCCGCUAUAAUGUCAGGCUGCUCAGAUGAUGAAAUGAAGCAUGCAGUGCCAAGCAGUGGAUGUUUCUCGUCAUCGCAGGAUUCAACGUCUGGUAAGGAGAUGCAGAAAGCGUCUAUGAAUAUUGAUACGAGUGCUAGUGGGCAUGAUCCGUUUGAUAAGCACCGAAUGUACGGCACCACGACGGUAGGAGCCUUUGCAGCGCAUGUCUACGGGUUUAAGAGCGGUGGUGUGCGUCAGAUGCGUGAAGAGUUAGAAAGACUUCAUACGCGUUUGGUGAAAGCAGCGGAGGCGAGUUCCGAUCUCACAAUGGAUGCGUUGGAGCGCAAGUACAACGAGCUAAAAUGGGAUGUCGAGCGCCGACUUGAGGUGGCGUUCUGUCAGGCAAUGAGCGCGCUAGUCACGUGCUUCCAGCAAACACUUUACGUGCAUACGCACGACAAUCGGGAUUUUGGUCCCUAUCCACUAAAGGCCUGCGGCGUUGACUAUCUCGAAAUGCUUACGAGGGUUGGUUUCUUGUUCUCUGUGGAAAGCUUGCUGUCAACAUACGGCAAUGAAUUAGGAAUGCUAGGUGAUACGGAAGCAGCCGUUAAGGAGCUCGGACGGGUGUGCAUAAAGUUGCGACCUGUCAAGUCUCCUCGUGCUGCGGCUUUCCGCGUUUCUAUCACCUCAGGGCCAUCAGGCAUCGUGAUCGAGCUUCCAAUUAUCACACGUCGUGCGAGUGAGUUUCCCGAUGGAAGUAUGCACCGAGUUCCAGGACAGGACGCAGUAUCUGGGGCCAUUUAUCUGUCACUAUCGACUCCAGAGCAGAGAAUUCGCGCGAAAUUUUUAUUUCAGAAGCCCAUUCGAGUGGUGCCUGUAAUUUUUUCGCAGGGACUGAAUGAAAUGCAGACAGUUGCAAACACUGUCGGCAUUGACUCGCUACAGAAAGAGAUCAAUGCGGAGAAUGUGGUCGAGUUGGAGGCAUACGUUAAUAACUUUGCUAAUUGGGUCUCUAAGAAACAGCUCCGCGAUAAAACGUCAACUCCCAUCUAUGACAUUAAAGAACUCGAUCUGAUCCAGACAUCGUUAGCAGCGCUAAAGUCCAACAUCCAACUUUCUGGGCGGUCCAAGCGCAUGGCGAUUUUGAGUUUGUCGUCAUCCAUUGCUCGUUCCGUGGGGGGCGGCCGUGUGACGAUGUGCAAAUCGGCCAAAGAUCGGACGUCCAUGUCGAUAACGCUCGAGGAAGCGAACCUGCUGGUACGCUCACAUGGUCUUCUCGCUGACGAUGUUGAAGCAUUCACGAAUUUGCUUCGUACUUAUGGUGUUCGUCGUGAGAAUGCGCGUAAGAAUAUCGGCAAAGCGCAGUAUUGCUUCAGUGCGCUACAGAACUAUAUGCUGCCGCAAGACUAUCAGUGUCCGCCAGGCACAGGAGGCGGCAGUCGGGCGUAUUCGUAG
This is a messenger RNA of Peronospora farinosa, 3684 nucleotides long. The record is from the annotation of a GenBank genome assembly. Lineage: Eukaryota; Oomycota; Peronosporomycetes; Peronosporales; Peronosporaceae.